AUGGCUUCCCGCCCAUCACUUCCAGAAGAGGAUCUCUCCUGUCCUCUGUGUCAUGACAUCUUUAAAGAUCCUGUAGUGCUGUCAUGUAGCCACAGCUUCUGUAAAGACUGUCUACAGAAAUGGUGGCGAGACAAACCAUUACGGGAGUGUCCACUUUGUAAGAGAAGAUCUUCUAAGAGUGAACCACCUUGUAGUUUGGCGUUAAAGAACCUGUGUGAGACCUUCUUAAAGGACAGCAGUCACAGAGCUGCAGCAGAGUCCGAGACUCUCUGCAGUCUGCAUGCUGAGAAACUCAAACUCUUCUGUCUGGACCAUCAGCAGCCAAUGUGUGUCGUCUGUCUACACUCAAAAAUACACACCGACCACAGAAUCGGACCCAUCGGUGAAGCUGCAGUGGAUCACAGGGAGGAACUCCAGAAAUCACUGAAGCCCUUACAGGAGAAGUUAAAGGAUUUAGAUGAAGCUAAAAGAAACUUUGACCAAAAAACAAAACACAUUAAGGUCCAGGCCCAGAACACAGAGAGGCAGAUCAAAGAGGAGUUUAAGAAACUUCACCAGUUUCUACAAGAGGAAGAAGAAGCAAGGAUUACUGCAGUGAGGGAGGAAGAGGAGCAGAAGUGUCAGAUGAUGAAGGAGAAGAUUGAGGCGCUUAACAAAGAGAUAGCAGGCCUCUCAGACACAGUUGAAGCCAUAGAGAAGGAACUGGGAUCUGAAGACAUCUCAUUCCUGCAGAACUACAAGACUACAGUGAAAAGAGCCCAGAGCACACUGCCAGAUGUUCCACAGCUGGUCUCAGGAGCACUGAUAGACGUGGCCAAACACCUGGGCAACCUGAGCUUCACAGUCUGGAACAAGAUGAAGGAGAUAGUCUCCUACACUCCUGUGAUUCUGGACCCAAACACUGCUGAUCCAAUUCUAAUCCUGUCUGAGGAUCUGACCAGUGUGAGACGUGGAGAGAGACAGCAGCUUCCAGAAAACCCAGAGAGGUUUAACAGGUACUCUGUCCUGGGCUCUGAGGGUUUUAAUUCAGGAACUCACUGCUGGGAUGUUGAGGUUGGAGAAAGUUCAGGCUGGGCACUGGGUGUGAUGGAAGAGUAUGUCCAGAGGAAGACAGACGAAAGACGUAGAGCCUGGAGGAUAUGGUUCUUUUUAGGUAAAUACUCAGCAGUAUCUCCAUCAAGAAAAGACACUGUUCUCACAGUGAGACUGAAGCCUCAGUGGAUCAGAGUGAAGCUGGACUGGAACAGAGGAACUCUGUCAUUCUCUGAUCCUGAUACCAACACACGCAUACACACCUUCACACACACUUUUACUGAAAGGCUGUUUCCAGUUAUAGAUCCUUGGGAUGCAGACUUUAUUAAGGUGUUACCAGGGAAGGUCUUCGUAAAACUGGAACAAUAG
Lampris incognitus (smalleye Pacific opah) is the source of this 1401-nucleotide messenger RNA. Its product is annotated as E3 ubiquitin-protein ligase TRIM39-like. NCBI's taxonomy places the organism in Eukaryota, Metazoa, Chordata, Actinopteri, Lampriformes, Lampridae. Gene Ontology annotation, molecular function: zinc ion binding; protein binding. The record is from RefSeq and is a predicted model, not a curated record. The transcript has a single exon. The coding region runs from base 1 to 1401 and encodes 466 amino acids.